ACACAAGAACCAUUAGUGUAGAAUCACAACAAAAAUGUCACAGCCAUCAAAACAAGAACACACAUGAAUCAACAACCAACAUUUUAAAGUGAGGCUUAAUCUGACAAAAUAUUAUAUUACAAACUGAAGCUCAACUUAAAUUCUGAACUGGUCAUGUGACUGACUGCCUGGUAGCUGCUCUGACCUGGUGGUGGUAGACUGGGACCUUGUGAAGUCUGACCACACUGACUAGCCUCAGGUAGGGAGCCGCUCUGGGGUCCGGUGGUGAUGCAAGGGCUGGGGUCUGUUUGUGCUUCUUUAAAAAGAAGUCUGAUAUCUCUCCCUUUCUUUUCAUGAUUAAUUGACCCUAUGCAAAAAUAAGACGGUCUCUGGUUACAUCUAAGCAUCCAAUGACCCACAUUUUAGUCCAAUCUCAACCUUAAUUACAAAUCCCCAUUGUCAUGACUGUACCUUAAAAUCAACUAUUAGCCUAAGUUACUAUUAGAUAAUGACUAGCCCUACUCUGCAGUAAGUAACUUAGCUAGCUAUAAUUUCUUACACCUUGAUGAUAGCAAACGGGCUAUCUACAAACUGUGGUAAUCGUUUGAGUAACAUUAACAGAUUGAUAGUAACAAUUGUUUGUUUUGAGUUCAAGUACGAAAAUCUGAGUUAAUGGAUUUCAAAUUGCUGAACGUUAACUUGCUGAACACUGACAGCUGUAGCCUACUAGUUACCCCACAUUAGCGCAACAUUCAUAUACUGUCAUUUACGACACUGCACUGUAUAUGCGUGUAUUACUAGCACAGAUGUAAACUAUGUUAGGCUAAAUUGGGAACCGAUCUCUUAUCUGAUUAACUCGUUUAACUUUAGGCCUUUGGCUCCAGACAGUUAAUUUAGUGACUCAACUUUCGUAAAAGUUGUUAAGGAAACCUAAAUGCGAAAUCUUAACUUACUUCAAAUAUGCUUUCGCCAAUCGCGAAAGGAGCUUGUGGAGCUGUGGAAAUAUUAUCUUUGUUACGCUCGCCCCUAUGAAGAGGGAACGCAACACCCUACUACAACUCAAUGUGAAGUGACAGAGGUAUGGACUGUAGAUGUGAGUAAGGAUGACAAGACAAUUGACCGUUUACUAGGAAUUUAUUCCUUCACACGGUAAUAUGGGGAAAAGGCUGGACGGAACCAAAGCAAAGAAAGUAAAUAUCAAAGCCCCCUCUCCGAUCUAACCUGCUUACCCACUACUUACCUAACUUAGCACCACCUGGUGCACUAACCAAAAUACAGGGGAUGGUCCGCCCAGGUCUUACCUAGUGUGCCUAGAUAGUGAAUAUUGUAGCGACCCACACAGACAGCUGUGUGUUGUGUUAGGCUAGUAGGUGGUUGUGUUGUACUUACCAGUACCUAGUGUUCGCGGAGUCCGACAUGCCAAUCACAGGAAUGCCUGGAAUGUUCUGAUGCCGGGCAUCCUGGCGGAGUGGCGUGGAGGGGGGUUGGGCAGGGGGAUGGAGCAUUGGAAGUUAAGACCAGGUUUAGCCUUUGUUCUCUCUCUUACGUCUGGGCUUCACAAGAAGGGCACGGUUGGCUUGUGGGGUAUCUUUAAUUUAUUUGGCGUGGGCUACGGCCAAACAGUAGCCUGUGUAAAGUUGGGUUAAUUAACUGUCAAUUCUUAAACUCAACCCUGUGUCUGGACAAUUGUUCCUUUAUGAUCUAGUCAGGUCAUUACAAUAUAUUACAGGUAUAUGUAUGCCCGCGGGCCUAAGCACUCCCUAGGUGCCUUCCCCUUCCCCCCUGGGAACAAAUGAAAGAAUAUUACAAACCACUUCACAACAAAACUGGAAAAAAACUAACUCAGGACAUUAAAGAAGCUCUCUGAGAAACAAACUAACACAGGACAUACCAAAUCUCUUAGCAACAACCCAACAUGAUAUAAGCAUCAGCCUCCUCGCUCUCAGCAAAAAAAUAAUAAUCUCUCUCCUGAACAACAGAACACUGACUUUUAUAACUGGAGAAGGAGUCUAGUUGGAUUCAGCUGUAACUUGACAAGGGGGCGGGGUCAGCGCCAAUUAGCCGUGGAGUCGACCAAUCAGCUGCUUGGGAGAUUUCAGGAAGCCAUCUCCUAAAACACACACUCAAAUACACAAACUACAACACAGAAUCUGGGGAACGGAACAUUCUUCUAUAUGUUCUUCUUCUUCUGUAUCUAGCAACCAACAUCUUCCUCGAUUUGAAAAAUGUGCCGCCGAAAGUCAAAAUAAAUGCUUUUUUCAACAAGAGGUGAAAUGAGAUGUCAAUCAGCAUUAAACUGCCAGUAGCGAAUGACAUUUUUGGGACACCCCUCUGGUUCCGUCCCUGGACCUUAUUGAACCUCAGAUUGUUGUUCUUUACAUAGUCAUUUUUCCAUGUCCGAUCCCUCACUGUCCUGGAGAUGAAUCUCAUAAUCACUGGACGCGGUGGAUCUCCCCAUCUCUCAGCCUACCCCGGCUGUCACGGAUCCCUCUGGAACUUUCAUUGCGAACCACCAUAAGUGUACCCCCUAUUCCCACUGAUUGUAUUUGUAUAAGUGUGCCCCCUAUUCCCACUGAUUGUAUUUGUAUAAGUGUGCCCUUUAUUCAACAUGUUGGGGUUGAUUAUUCUUACAAUGUCCGUUGGUGCGUGUGAGUACCUGUGCUGUGUGUUUUGGGCUUUCGUGCCAUUGUGGAUUGCCAGAUGGUUACGGGUCUCGUCCCGUGUGACAAUCGUUGUGCGUGUGUGUAUUAAUUCAAGGUACUCCUCGCUCUUUUGUUUGGGUUUCAACCCUGUGUUUUUGUUACGUGUUUGUUUGGUCUUUGUCCCCGUGCUUUUACACCGCACGGUGUAAUUUGGGCUAAAUAAAAAAACAGAUUACGCAUUCCUGCUUCUAUCUCCCGAAUCAUUCAUGCCAACGUGACACAGGCGGUGCACCACAUCCAGAGAACCUGCAACAACAUUUUGCUCAUUCCCCUGACUAUUGUCCUGCAAAUGUCCUUCACUUUUGCUUUGAUGUUCUCCUCAGCUCUUUCUGCGAUUCCGUAAAUUCGACGAUUCCAUCUCCGACCCUACCGGUCAGUCUCGUUAACCAUUUACUCAUUUUCAGUGAGUUUCUUCUCUUGCUUUGUAACCUGAGUUUUCAAUGUUGCGUUCUGCUGCUUCAGAUUUUUUACUUCCUCAGAAUUAAAAUCAAUCGCUUUCUUCAGGUUAAUGAUGCUGACAGUGUUCUUUCACCAAGUCCUUGUUGUCAUCUGCGCUCUCUGAUUUUAGCAGCGAGGAUACGGAUGAUGUUGUCCUGUAGCUGGCUCAGUGAUGGUUCGCUUCUCAGCCUCUUUGGAAGUUGCUCCCAGGUUGGGCUAUUCGGGUAUGACUGCAAGCAUAUGAAUGAGUUUCAGCAAAAGCUAUUUCCUCCUUGGAAGUCUCAACAUCCAAUAUCUCCCUUUACAGUUUGGUUGUGAUCUUAAUCCAUACUGCUAGCAAUGCAGGUGUUAGCGAUGGCUUGAUUAAUGACAAAAUUAUUCAAAAUAGCUACAUUGUAUAGGUAUAUAAUUUUGUUUGUUGCAACUGCAGCCUAAAAUGAUUAAUGUGAGAACCGCUAUUGUUCCUCAGCUAUAAAUGUUACCUCUCAUGCUGCCAUCAACGUGUUGAGUUUGUCAUGACGUAUACAGAUAUAUGCAAACAACGUCCGUUAUUGACCGAAGAGAGGAGGCUGGGCUUGGUGAACUUUUCUCUCUUGGCAGUGUCACUUGAGCGAGUAUCGAGACAUACAUACCAUACCGGCUCUUCGAUUUUCAACUUUUUGAACAAGCCGUCAGAUCUGGAUUAAAAUCCUUAUUUUGAUCAUGAGGCUGUGUGUUGCUGGGACUUGAAAGGAGCUGAUCCUCCAGUGGCAGACAGAAUGAUGCUGCCCACUCCCUGUUACUCAACCACAGCUACUAACAGUAGGCGUGUCCCCCAGCUGAUCUGCUGCCAUAGAGAGUUCCAGAACACUCCAGAGGAGGACGACGAAACCUCUACCCCCUGCUCUGACCUCCGCCCCGACCUCCACCCCGACGACCCCAGCUCCAUGGCUGGCUCCGCCCUCAGCAGUCGGAGGGCGGGGCCCAGCUACACGCCAUAUCAGCCUCCUGUAGGCCUCCCAGUCGGGUACAGCCAGCCUACCCCGUUCCCCAGCCAGGCUGAUGGCUCCUGGCUUCAACCCAGCUACACCAGUGCCUGGUCUGGUCCUGGACCUGCUUACCCCAGCAGCCUGCCCUCCUGCCUCACCCCUCCGAACUACCCCAGCUACCCAGGGGAGAGCUGCUACUCCCGGGGAAGGUCCCGGUCCCUCACCCCCCUGCCGGGCCGUGACAGCCCUAGUAUGACCAGCCUGGAGCAGCCACACUCCCUUCACUCCAUCCCCCUCUCAGCAGGCUCCUACCACCACUCUCUGACUCCAUACACCUGCUGUGCCCAGUGCCCUGUGGAGGGCUUCAACAUGGGCCCCUACCACAGCCCUCGGCCCAUCGCUGGUUACCGCCUACCCUCCAGGCCCAUGUAUAACUACAGACUGCCAGGUGCAGGCGACGUGCAAAGUGGCCACAUGAGUCCCCAUCCUAACCCCUGCAGUGCCUCACUCUCUGUGGAACAACCCUGCAGUGCCCCGCUCUCUGUGGAACAAAGAAGGGUGUUUGUGACGUACGAAGCCGACAGCGAUAAACACGUCAAACAGAUCAUCAACUUUGUGGCGUUGCUGAGACACAAUGGCUUCGAUACACACAUCGAUAUGUUUGAGCAGCAGUUCCGGAGCAUCAGUAAGAUCGACUUCAUGGAGCGGUACCUCAGCGAGAAGGAAUACCUCAUUAUCAUCAUCAUCAGUCCAAAGUACCAUGAGACUGUGACCUCAUCACCGGUCAGCUUAGAGAACGACGAGAGGAUCCUCAACACAGUCUACAUACACAAACAGCUGCAGAAUGAGUUCAUUCAGAACGGCAGUAAGAACUUCCGGUUCAUCCCUAUCCUGUUCCCUGGGGCUAGAAAGUGUCACGUCCCUACAUGGCUCCAGAACACUCAUGUCUACAGCUGGCCUAGGGACAGAGAUGACGUCCUACGUCGCCUAAUGAGAAUAGAGAAAUACAACCCUCCUCCUAUUGGGAAGUUACCGACCAUCGUCUCUAUCCCCAUCUAACAGCACAGCGCCCCCGCUGGACUGGAGGACCGACAGCCGAUUUAAACCAUAAGGCUUCAGCCACACAAAGACCCAUAAAUAUGGAUUAAAUCAUAGUGUCUGUUUUUGUCUUGUCGUAAAUUAAACUCAAGUCAACUAUUUUCGGACAAGUUGCAUCCAUAAAAAGACAGACAAGUUGUAGAUGUUCUUUGAGACCAUCUCUGUGGUCCUUCAGUCAAUCUGUAAUUUUCAGACACAAAAUCUCUGUUUGGCAGUGACCUAACAUUCAGAAUGGACCUCUGCUCUGAAGAAAUCCUCACCCUCCAGAUUAUAACCUGUUGCUGAUCUGGGACCAGUGAAAUACUUUACCUGGAUCUUUAUAGGAUUCAACCGGAGACAGAUCUUCUAUGAUUUGUUGUAAACAACUGUUUUAUCUGCUAUGAUCUGUUAACAACUGUUUUUUCUGCUAUGAUCUGUUAACAACUGUUUUAUCUGCUGUUUUAUUUGCUGUGUUGAUCUACAGUCCUACUGUUUUAUCUGCUGUGUUGAUCUACAGUCCUACUGUUUUAUCUGCUGUGUUGAUCUACAGUCCUACUGUUUUAUCUGCUGUGUUGAUCUACAGUCCUACUGUUUUAUCUGCUGUGUUGAUCUACAGUCCUACUGUUUUAUCUGCUGUGUUGAUCUACAGUCCUACUGUUUUAUCUGCUGUGUUGAUCUACAGUCCUACUGUUUUAUUUGCUGUGUUGAUCUACAGUCCUAGAAUACACAGAAGGACUGAACAUAUGAGGCACAGACCUCAAUCGUCUCUGCUUCAGUCACGGCAGCUUGUGACUGUCUCUGCCUUUUCAGCUGGAUGUGUUUUAACUGUUCUGUGAACUGACUGUUGUCCUGGAACACUGUGUGAUAACUUACAGUUGAAGUCGGACGUUUCCAUACAUUAUAGCCAAAUACAUUUAUACUCCGUUUUUCACAAUUCCUGACAUUAAAUCCUCAUAAAUAUUCCCUGUCUUAGGUCAGUUAGGA
Messenger RNA from Oncorhynchus mykiss (rainbow trout), 6148 nucleotides. The record is from RefSeq and is a predicted model, not a curated record. NCBI's taxonomy places the organism in Eukaryota, Metazoa, Chordata, Actinopteri, Salmoniformes, Salmonidae.